Molecule: messenger RNA, 4840 nt
Organism: Ichthyophthirius multifiliis
Lineage: Eukaryota; Ciliophora; Oligohymenophorea; Hymenostomatida
Exons: 7
Cellular component (GO): cytoplasm
Source: RefSeq, a predicted model, not a curated record
AAAGCAUUUAAGUUUAUUUGAAAUCGAUUAAAAAUACAUUGAGCUUUUCCGUCUUUUAAACUACAUAAUAUAGCAUAUGUAAGAUUCAAAUUUUCGAAUAGUAAAACAAAAAGUACAUGAAUUUUUAGAAAAAUCAAUAAUUCAUUCAAUAUAAUAAUAAAAUAAUAAAACUACAAAUAAACAACAACCAAAUCUAUAAUAAGAAAGGAAGCAAAUAAUAUAAAAUAUAAUUUAAAAUGUAAUAAAGUUUAAUGAUUAUGAUACAGUUAGACUUAUAAUAGAAUUUUUUACACCAGGAAAAAUUCCUGAUUAAUUAAUACUAAAACUUUUGAAUAUUUUAGUAAGUUUUUAAGGUAAUUUAAUAAUAAUAAUACUAAUAUAUAUAUAUAUAGGAUAAAAUAUAAAAUAAUACUCUAACGAAUUAUUAAGUAAGUUUUUAUCAACAUGUACUCUUAUAUAAAAUCCUAAAAACCGGAUUAUAUAUUCCGAAUUAAUGCUAAAAAUAUAUGAUAAUUUAUCUAUAUGUGUAGAAAAUCAAGACGAAAUAAAUAUCCAAUCUAUAGAAGACAUAACUAUUUCAAUAUAUUCUAUGAUAUCAACUGAAUGGAUAAGCUAAGGAGAUUUUGAAUGUUAAUAAAUUACUGUUAAUUUAAUUGGACAUAUGGUUUAAUUUUUCCCAAAAGAAUAAAUAUAUAAAGUAUGCGAUAAGAUAAUAUAAGAUUUUAUAACCCAUUUAAAAAAAGCAAAUGAGAAAAAUAGUUAAAUAUAUAUAGGCUUUAAUAAACUAUUGGAAAAAUUACUAAAAACAAAUAAAGCAUAUUUUGAACAUUAAAUAAAGUCGAUAUAAGUUCAAUUAUAUGAGGCAUAUAAAAAUCCGAUUUUCUCUCUGAAUUUUGACUCUUUAUGGAUAACUAAUUUUCUCCUUUAAAGAAAUUUCCAAAACAUAUCUUUAUAAACUAAAAAAACUCUUAUCAGUUCUUUUUAAAAAAUUACCUUCGAAUCUAAUGUUGAAUUAAGGUAUGUUAUAAUCGAAAAUAUCUUUACUUUAUUUAAUUAAAAAACUUUUCUGGAAGAAAUUUAAGACUUAAAAUAAGAUAAUAUAGAUAUUUCUUUCAUGCUUUUUUACCUAGUCCAAUAGGCAUCAAUCCACCCUUAAGAAAUUGAGGACAAAAAACAUAUAAAAACUCUCCCUUUUUAAACAACAUUAGAAAAUCUCAAAAAUCGUGCAUAAUAUUUACUCUAAAUCAUCACAAAUAGCUUCGUUUUGCAAACCUAAAGUUUAAUCUGGCCUUAAAUUUUAGAGUUUAUUCCAAACCCAUCAUUUUCCCCUGGCUUGAGUUGUGUUUUGAAGUGUAUAUAGUGUUUUUUUUUUAAAUAUAAGGAAAAUUUUUCAAAAUUUCCAACUAUUAAUAAUUCGGAUUAAAAAAUUCCCAAAAUUUCGAGUAUAUUAGUAAGACUAGUUAUCCUUUUAAGAAUCCCAUAGUAUUUUAAAGGAUUAGGAGUAGAAAUAAUAAAGGCUUUACCUUUUCUUUUAAGUUUUUAUACUAAAAGAAAAGAUUAAAAGAAAGAAAUAAUUAGUAUAUGUAAUGAAAUUGAAUUUACAAUAAUGUAAGAAAAUAAUAACGACGAAAAAAAAUAUUGUGAAAAAAUUUAUUAAUUAUGGAAGGUUUUACUUGAUUAAUUUGAUAGUAAUGAACAUUUUAUGAAUUUGCAUGAAGAUAUAAUCGCUGUAUAUGGUAAUUAUAAUAAAAUUUAAGAUUUAUAAGUCCAUAUGAUGAAAAUGCAUGCAUUAAUUUUAACGAAAAUAGAAAGCUAGGAGGUUAUUAAGAAUUAAAUGGAUAAAUUUGUCAAUUAAGUAUAUAAUGAUUACUCUAAUCAUGCUAUUAAUCUUAAUAUAGAUAAAAUAGAACCUCCAAUAUAAAUGAAAACUGCUCUAGCAGAUACAUUUGCAUUAAUAGCCACUGAAAAAAUAGAUCUAGUUACAGAUAAAAUAAGAAAUAUUUUAAAUUCUUAGGUUAUUUAAAAAAAAUAAUAGUAGGGAUUUGGUAUUGGAAUUCUAGGAAUUUUUUCUAAAAAUGGAAACGAUGAUACUUUUUUAAUACCUAUAUUAUCUAAUAUGAUUUUAGCUUUAGGUUAUAUAUGUAUAAGGGUAGAUAGUAGAAAAUUAUUUAAGAAAUUAGAAGGAAAUAUUAUUAAUAUAUUUGCCGCUUUUUUAGAAAAAUAAGGAGAUGAGAUUCAAUUAAAUAUAUAAAAAUGUAUGGAAAUGAUAAGUAAAGGAGUACUUUUUAUAUAAAAUAAUUGCGAAUAACCUGAUGUGAUUGAAAUUUAAAAGAUUUUCUGUAAAUAUAAGGAUGUAUUUUAUAAGACAUCCCUUUAAAAUUUCAAGAAUAGUAAAAUUUAAUAAAUAAAGUCUGUUUCAUGGGAAUGCAUUUGUACUUUAUUUAAAUUAGAGCCUGCAUAUUCAUAUGAAUAAAAUAUAUAUUUUUUUAAUCUAUGUAUAUAAACUGUAGAAAAAUAAAUAGAAAAUAUCUCUUUUUAUGAAAAUUAAUUUGUUUAUUUAUUCUAAUCGAUUCUUUACCAUAAAAAACUUAAAUAAGAAGAAGAAACUAAAGUCAAUUAAUAUAUUUCGGUUUGGUAAUUAUUUUCUGAAAUAAUUAAAAAAAUAGAAAAAACAAAAGACUAAAAUACACUAUUAAUAUAUUAUACAAGCUUAUUAAAAGCUUUAUAUGAAAAAUAAUUAAAACUCGAUGAAAACGAAGAUAUUUAACAUUUUACGAUUAUUUUGGUCAUUUUUCUGUCUCAUAUAUAUAAAAAUAACUGUGAUUUGUAAAAGAUCUCUUUGCUUUGUUUAGAAAAAAUAAUUAUUUCAUGGAAUAUAUACUUAGAUGUGAAUAAUAGGAAUAUAGACUUAUUAAAUGAAAGCUUAGUUUCUUAAUUAUCGAAAAAAAUGUCAUUUUAGGAACUUUAAAGUAUAGUCAAUGAAAGUAUAUAAAGAGUUAUUAUAGAGGAAAAUCUUUAAGUUUUGAACGGAUUUACUUCUUUGCAUAAUAAAUUUUAUACUUUGAAAGAAAAUGAACUUAGUGAUUAAUUAGAAAAAGUGCUAUAAAGCUAUUAUUAGGUGUUCGAAGUUUAAGAAAGGCUUAAUUGUGAAGAAAGCUAAAAGGAAAGCUUAAUUGAAUAUGUAAUAUGUUUAUUAGAGAAAAAUCUAAAUAAAGGCUUAAAUAUUUUAUUGGAAGAAUAAGUCGUUUUCCCGAUAAAUGCGUUUUCAGGAAAGGUUUUGAAAAGGAUUGUGGGCAAUAAAGGUCUGCUUUUUAAAACUUUUAAUCAUUUAACGGACGUGGUUAAUAAUCCAGAAGAUAAAUUAUUUAAAAAUAAAGGAAAUGCGAUUAGUCAUGCUAUACUUUUUAUUGGAUUUUUAUUUGAAGUUAAUAAUGAUAUAAUUCAAAUGGUUUCUAAAAAAUAUUUCUGUGCAAUUUUUGGAACGUUUCUUUUAAAAUUUUCAACAUCUUUAGAUUAUGAAUUUAAUAAAGAUUAAUUGAAAGAAGUUAAUUCUUCUAAAAUAUGUUUUUGGUCUUUUUAAUAAUUUUUAAAAAAUUCUUAUAAAAUGCAAUUAUUAGAUGAUUUUUCUACUGGAUUAUAAUAAAAGCUUAUUUACGAAGAUUCUUUUGAAGACGGAAUUUCCGAAUUAUUAAUGAUUUUAUGUAAAAAUAGUAAACUUUAAGAAAUAAAUGGAAUUCUUGAUUUUUUAAAAGCUUUUAUUUAAAAAAGUCUAAAAUCAUAAAAAAGUGUAUGUUUAAUAGUCAUAAGCCAAUUAAUUUAAUCCACUCAUUUUGUUUUUGAUUUUUAUGAUCAAAUAAACAUUAAUUUAAUCGAAAAAUGGUAUAUGUAUUUAAUUAAUACUUUACUCUAAAAUUCAUAAGAUAAUAGCGAUUAGAUUAGAUCUAUUGUAUUUAAAGGAAUAGGAAAUAUUACUUAUUUACACAAAUAUAAUAUUGCCUUAUAUAAAGAUGAUAAAACUGAUUUAGAAUAGGAAUUUAAUAAUAUUUCUAAUUAAGAUAAUAAUAAUUUAAUAAAUGAAUAAAAAUAGUAUAAUUGUGUAAAAGACGCAUUAAAUAGUUUACAAAAUUUAAUUUAAUUUAUAAAUCCGUCUUUUUUAAAUCCUUAUUUAAUAAAUUUAUUAUAAAAAGUUACAAUUAAUUUCGAAAAGUAUUAAUAUUUAUAUAAAUGUAUUUAUAUUUUAUUAAAAACUAAAAGAUAAGAAACAAUAUUAAGAAUAACUUCAUUUAAUUUAUAUGGAAAAUUAUUAGAAAAACUAAAUUAAUGUGAAGAAAAAGAAGAAUAUAUUGAAAACUAAUUACAUUAUAUAAUAAUUUCAAAUAUAGUACAUUUAAUGGACGAAAGUAAAUAAAUUUAGGAAAUAUGUAAAAUUAAUCUUGAAAAAGUAUCAAAUAUGCUCUCUUUAUAACCUAUAAAUGAUAUUUUAUAAGAAAAUUUAUCCGAUAAUGAAUUUAAUGUAGAUUUUUUGGAAAAAGAAGAAAAAUUAAUGCUCAAUUUAAUUUCUUUUCUUUCUAAAAAUUUCACAAAUAAAAUAUAUUUAUAUGCGGAAACUUUAGUUGAAUAUACAAAAUCAUUUGAUGAAAAAAUUAAGUGUGCGUCUAUUUUAAAUCUUAUUUAUAUUUUUAGAUUAUUACAAAAUGAAUAAUAGGAUAGUUAAAAAGUUAUUAUGGAUAGGCUAUAUGAAAUUAUAGAAGGAUAAGGUGAGAAGAUUAGUAUAAUAGAUAAGUAUAUCAUGAAAUCAACAGUAUUUUUAAUUAAAGAAUUAAAUAAUGAAUAAUAAUGA